Molecule: messenger RNA, 1561 nt
Organism: Carassius auratus (goldfish)
Lineage: Eukaryota; Metazoa; Chordata; Actinopteri; Cypriniformes; Cyprinidae
Gene: armh4
Product: armadillo like helical domain containing 4
Exons: 9
Coding region: 153-1280 (375 amino acids)
Source: RefSeq, a predicted model, not a curated record
GGGGUCCUUCAAUGGCUGCCUCCCGCUGUGCCUGACUCACAAUCGAUUCGGCGACGUGUGUAGGCAGUGGUCUGACGCAGACUCGAGCAGCGCGAGCGCUUUAAUGCUCUGAAGGACAGGAGCUGUGCAGAGCUGGACAUGAGGCUGACUCCAUGGUCACACACAGCAGGAAGUGUGUAUUGGUGUUCGGGGUCUGCUCUCGUUUAGCUCGAGUCUUCUGGACUUCAUGUGACGGAUCCACAAUGUUCAUCGCUGCAGCUUUCCCGAGUCUCCUGCUGAUGGUGAUCUGUGUGGUCAGCACCUCGGAGAAGCUGGGACAUGGAGAAGAUACGGAGUCUGCUGGAGAUCUGCUUCAGAUCAGCUCUUCUGAGGAGGAGAUACAGACUCCUUCUUCUGCUGGAUCUGGACCCAGCUUCAGCUCCAGUCUGCUGGACGCCACAGACACCUGGACAGAAGCUGACCGUCUGAGAGCAGAGGAAGUGAGCGUCUCGUCUCAAGACGUCGUCACCGAGGCCACCAUGUCCUCCGAAGACCUUCCUCUGAUCUUUGAGCCGUCUGAGGACGUCAUGCCGGCCAGAGCAUCAUCUGAACUGUCUGUCGCCAUGACGCCAGCGGCUGUAACCGUGGGAGACGCAGAGCUGGAGUGGAUGGUGUCCAUGGAUACGGAUCGCACUUCCUCUGAUGUCCGUGUCUCAGGAACGCUGGAGACGUCUGGAGCGAGAGAGCCAAUCACAGAGUCCCAUCUGGCAGAGGAGGAUUAUGGGACGACACCACCAGGUGAUGACAUCACACAGAGCAUCGUUACCCAUCAGGCUCUGCUGGACUCUGAGGUCGUUCACUUAGCGUCAAAACUGAAGACAGACAUCCCAAAAGAUCCCAGAAUUAAAGAGGAGCCUGAUGAAGAUGAAGAGGACGAGGAGAUGGACUCUGAGGAGGAGGAGAGUGAAGAGGACCUGACAGAGAGCACCGUGGCCCCCCACAGAAGUGCUCCGUAUGGCCUGAUCCCUCCUCCUCCCGUCUGGGUGCAGCAGAACCAGGGCUUGGUGCGGAGCUGGGUCGAGCUCAUCAGAGAGAAGGCUGGGUAUGUGUCAGGGAUGUUGGCUCCGGUGGGGAUCGGGAUCGCUGGAGCUCUUCUUCUGGUCGGAGCUCUGUACAGCAUCAGAGCGAUCCAUCGACGGAGGAACAGCUUCAAACACCAGAGGAGGAAGCCUCCCAGAGAAGUGCGCAGUGGACCAGACAACACCAUGCUGCUGGCCGACAGUUCAGAAGAUGAGUUCUGAGGAUCUGGAGUCAGAUCUCACACAAACACAGCAGAAAACCGUCCGAUCACGCGCUCGUCUUCACCUGCAUCCACACACUUCUGACAAACUGAGAACGUGAACAUUUAAGAGUGGUAUUUUAGUAGCAUUGAGAUGCUAAGUAAGCUUUAUUCAUUUUUUUUUUCAUUUUUAUUUUAGUUAAUCAUUUUGUUGUUGUUUUUAUUGUAUUUUAUUUUUAUACGUCAAGUAACUAAAUUCAAAUGAGAUUUAUUUUUUCAUGACAACUAGCUGAUUUUUUUUUU